Andrographis paniculata is the source of this 1863-nucleotide messenger RNA. Its product is annotated as E3 ubiquitin-protein ligase WAV3-like. The record is from RefSeq and is a predicted model, not a curated record. NCBI's taxonomy places the organism in Eukaryota, Viridiplantae, Streptophyta, Magnoliopsida, Lamiales, Acanthaceae. The coding region runs from base 189 to 1715 and encodes 508 amino acids. The transcript is spliced from 2 exons.
UCUCCCAUAACCACUCUAAAGCUUAUUUUGCUGAUAUUACUAUAUGCGAUCUGUUGCAGAUCUUUACAAAAUUACUUGAAUGAUCAGUCUCUCAAAUCAGAGUUUCAUAAUCUGCAAUCGAUCCAUUUCUUCACAUUCAAUCCAAUUUCAAAAGAAAUUUCUCCAUACACAGAUCUACUUCAGUUUCCAUGGCAUCUUCUUCCCAACAAGAACCCCACCCCUCACUAUAUCCGUACAACGACGACGAUCCUCUGCCGGCCGUAGACGACGAAUCGAACGACGGCGACGAGGUACAGCAGGUCAGAAUCGAGGCGAUUCCACACUACCUUGAUCUCGAUGCUUCCGCUUCCAUCUCUUCACUCUACGUUUUAAUUAAACUGGUUGCGCCGCCGAUGUCUGAAUUCCGGCAAGAGCUCCGGCAUGCUCCGAUCGACCUCGUUAUAGUGCUCGAUUCGAGCCAAUGCAGAUACGACGACUCGUAUAUGGUUCACAUCAAAGAUGCACUUCAUUUCGUUAUACAGAAUUUAGACCCCUUCGACCGGCUUUCAAUCGUGUCGUUCGCGAAUCGAGCUCGGAUAAUUUUUCCAUUGCGCGAAAUGAAUGGCAGCGGGCGAAAACUUGCGGCGGCAGCAGCCGAGUCGAUCGUCGUGAAAGGCGGCUCGGCGAAUCUAGCCGACGGGUUGAAACAGGGGAUUCGAGUUCUUGAGGAAAGGCGCGACAACAAUCAGUUUGCUAGUAUUAUACUUUUAUCCCACGCGCCGCAAGCGUCGCCGAUUCGCGACAAACAUUUUCAGUUUCCUAUUCACGCCUUCGGCAUUGGCGGAGACCAUGACGCUGUCGCAAUGCACGCGGCGUCGGAUAAAUCCAAGGGCAGCUAUACGUUCCUCGAGUCGUAUGCAAGAGUUCUUGGAGCGAUUUCUAGCUGCAUGGGAGGUCUUCUCAGCGUCGUCGCGCAAGAUCUUCGCGUAACCGCAGUGGUGACCUCACCGGUAGAAAUCAAAGAGGCGUACGCCGGAGGGUUCGAAGGAAUCAAGUCCGGAAAAAACCAUCAAGUUACAAUAUGCGCCGGGGACUUCUACGCCGAUCAGAAAAAGGAAUUCGUCGUCCGUAUAGCGAUCCCUCCGCAGUUUUGCGAAUACAACGACGGAUUUGGAAAGGCGCCGGUGGUGAAUGUCGUGUGUUUAUACAACGAUUUGGUGUCGCAAUUCUCGGUGUUGGUAAAUUGCCCCUUACUCGAGCUAGACCAGGCAACGACGACGUACUUGCCGGACGAAGAAUUUCUACAUGGAAAUGAGAUUCAUGCAUUCUUUGCCUGCCUUAUUUGCACACAUCGGAUCGAACUUGCUCGAUCGUAUCUAGAGGAGGGAAAUGUACGGAAUGCGAAGGCGAUUAUUUCAAAAACGAUACGUUUCCUCAGCUCCUUAUCUUUCGCUGAUUGUGAUGAUCGAUGCCGUUGGGCUUUGGCAUCGCUGCGCGAUAUUCGACGAAGAAUAGGAAGUCUGGAGAAGUACAAAGCCAGGGGACGAGCUUAUAUGCUCGCGACUCUAAGUUCGCUCAAGUUUCAAAGGGCGACGACAAGAGGCGAUCGAAUUCCCAUAGCAUUCACGAUGCGAGAAAAAGCUUCCGACGAGUACGACGCAGCUCCUAAAAAGAUGAAAGACAGUUUUAUUACCGACGGAAAUUGCAUCGGAGAUUGGAUGAUUUCUAAGGACUGAUGCUGAAACUUUCGCCAUGCAGCCAUUGUUGUCAUCCCUGCAAGCUUUCCAUUUACAGAAUAGUAAAGCAACUUUUUCAUCGGAAGCAGUCUGGAUUACAGUGAAGAAUGGUUGUUAUAGAUGAUCUAUGGAAGGAUUUAAAACAUCU